AUGUCCGGCGCCGAAGCAAGUCUUGUCCUUGGCCUCAUCUCGUCCGUCAUUACAAUUAUCCAUGCAACUCAGCAAAUCUUCGAGGCUGUCGGGGAUGCAAAGGGCCUUCCCAUAAAUUUUAUGAAGUCGGCGUCGAAGCUACCCCUCAUCUCGAAGCUCCUCGAAGACGCCGAAAAGUAUAUCAAAACCGUGGCGGAUGAUACCAUCCAGACUGCUUUCAAGCCUGCUCUAGAGCAUUGCAAACUUCGGGCAACACGCCUGCAAGAGUUAUUCACAAAGGUUAUGCCAGACGAGGAUGACUCGAGAUUAGAUCGAGAUCCAAAGACCAAAUGGUAA
This is a messenger RNA of Arthroderma uncinatum, 336 nucleotides long. RefSeq names its product WD domain-containing protein. NCBI's taxonomy places the organism in Eukaryota, Fungi, Ascomycota, Eurotiomycetes, Onygenales, Arthrodermataceae. The transcript is spliced from 2 exons. Bases 1 to 336 code for a protein of 111 amino acids. The record is from RefSeq and is a predicted model, not a curated record.